Messenger RNA from Prunus mume (Japanese apricot), 2538 nucleotides. Its product is annotated as pollen receptor-like kinase 3. Gene Ontology annotation, biological process: protein phosphorylation. The record is from RefSeq and is a predicted model, not a curated record. Gene Ontology annotation, molecular function: ATP binding; protein binding; protein kinase activity. Lineage: Eukaryota; Viridiplantae; Streptophyta; Magnoliopsida; Rosales; Rosaceae.
CCUCUCAUUCUGAGGCUCUUUAGGCCUCUCUGAUUUCUGAGGCUCUCUUCCUCUCACCCACCAAAAAAACACAAAAAACAAUCACCCCCAAAAUUUUUGCACACCCCAACUACGAUGCAGCACACAACCAAAAAAACUUUUUCCGACUAAAAAAUAAUGGCCGCAACCCGGGUUUUCUAUCACCGGCCGCACCACCUCCUCUUCUCCUCCAUCAUUUUCUUUGUCCUCCCUUGUAUAGCAUACUCGCUAGCCGAACCCGAAGCCUUGCUCAAGCUCAAAGAAUCCUUUAAAAAUGCGGAGGCACUCAAUUCUUGGACCCCCGACACUGCGCCCUGUGCCCGAAACACACAAUGGGCAGGACUUAUUUGCGCCGAUGGCAUCGUCAUAGGGCUUCGUCUCGGGGGAAUGGGUUUAGCCGGGGAAAUUGACACGAAGGUCCUCGCUGAAAUCAAGGGCCUUCGCACCAUGAGUUUCGCGAACAAUAAUUUUUCGGGGCCAAUGCCCGAGUUCAACACCUUGGGUCCUGUGAAGGGUCUUUACUUGUCGGGCAACCAAUUUACAGGGGAGAUUCCGUCCAAUUUUUUUGUCAAGAUGGAGUCUCUGAGGAAGCUGUGGCUUUCUAAUAACAAAUUCACUGGCAACAUCCCCUCUUCGUUGGGCACGAUUCCCAAUCUUCUCGAGCUGCACCUCGAAGACAAUGGAUUUAGUGGGAGCAUUCCGGUGAUCAAUCAAUCAACGUUGGUGUCGCUCAACAUGUCCAACAACAAAUUGGAGGGGGAAGUUCCUGCCAGCAUGUCGAAAUUCGAAGCGUCGUCGUUUGCUGGGAAUGCUGGCCUCUGUGGAGGGAACUUGGGCAAGGAAUGUGCAAAGCCAGAGCCUCCACCUGCAGCAUCAACAACCUUUAAUGACAACAACAACAACAACAACAACAACAACAACAACAAUGGUGGAAAUGGUUCGAAUUCAAAAGGCAACGGGGGAAACUCCAAAGUUGUUGUGGCAGUGUCAGUAGCUUCGGCGGUGGUGCUGGUUGCUCUCAUCGUCCUGUUUUUCGUGAAGUCGAGGCGGAAGGGGGAGGAGGAAGAUUUCGACAUGCCCGGGAAAGAGAACAUAGAGAAAGCGGAUCAUCCGGACUCGGUUGAGCUGAAUGUGUCGGAGAUAAAACAAAAGGAAGUGGUGGUGGACCGCCCCUCAAGCUCGAAAAGGACGGGAAACAGCUCGAGAAAGGGGUCCAACAAUGGCAAGGGAGGCGGAGGAAUGGCGGAGCUUGUGAUGUUGAAUGAGGAGAAAGGUGUUUUUGGGCUGCCAGAUUUGAUGAAGGCCGCCGCUGAAGUGCUUGGAAAUGGGGGCUUGGGGUCAUCUUACAAGGCGGUCAUGGCGAACGGGUUCGCGGUAGUGGUGAAGAGAAUGCGGGAGAUGAAUGGCAUGGGAAAAGAUGGGUUUGAUGCAGAGAUGAGAAGGUUUGGAAGUCUACGCCAUUGGAACAUCUUGACACCUUUGGCAUACCACUACAGGAAAGAUGAGAAGCUCUUGAUCUAUGAGUACAUUCCCAAGAGUAGUUUGCUUUAUAUAUUACAUGGUGAUCGGGGACAGUCCCAUGAUGAACUUGAUUGGCCUGCCAGGCUAAAGAUUAUUCAAGGCACAGCAAAAGGGCUGGCUUAUAUUCACACAGAAUUUGCAUCCUGUGAUGUGCCCCAUGGCAAUCUCAAAUCAAGCAACAUACUACUUGGCCCUGACUAUGAGCCAUUGCUCUCAGACUUUGCAUUUGGGCCUUUGAUCAACACUGCAAAUAUAUCACAAGCGCUAUUUGCGUACAAAGCCCCAGAAGCUGCAGAACAUGGCCGAGUCUCUCCCAAAUGUGAUGUGUAUUGUCUAGGGAUCAUAAUUCUUGAAAUCCUGACAGGAAAAUUCCCUUCUCAAUACCUCAACAAUGGGAAAGGAGGGCUUGAUGUGAUCCAAUGGGUUCGAUCAGCGAUCUCUGAAGGGAGAGAAUCCGAAUUGUUAGACCCCGAAAUUUCGAGCACGAAGGGUUCACUUGGUGACAUGGAGAAGCUCUUACACAUUGGGGCAGCCUGUACUGAGAGCAAUCCAAAUCAACGAUUAGAUAUGAGGGAGGCUGUUACAAGGAUAGAGCAGGUACAAGGUUUGGGAAGUGACUCUGUGCCACACACAAGGCAUGCUCCAACUUUGAGAGAAGGGGUUGGAGAGCUCCCCGGGGAGACGAGGCUCGAAUCAAACGCCAUCGGAAAUAGAUCAGGGCGCCUUGAUGGAGACAAUGACGCUGCCUUUUCCAUAUCUUAAUUAGCGAUCGAGUUAUGUUAGACAAAGGCAAAAUGAUAGAUGGUGUGACCUCAAAAGAAAACUUGAGCUUCAAGGAAGUGAGUCAGAGUCAGAGUCAAAGUCAGAGAGACCUCCACAAUGGUUUUUCUGGGGCAUUAUUGUACAAGUCUUGGGCAAGAUAGAAAAGAAAAGACAGAAGGAAGAUAUACAGCAAUGCAUGUGUUAAAAGUAUAAAUAUACAAACAUUAACACAUUCAA